Molecule: messenger RNA, 1958 nt
Organism: Tachysurus fulvidraco (yellow catfish)
Lineage: Eukaryota; Metazoa; Chordata; Actinopteri; Siluriformes; Bagridae
Gene: ccdc82
Product: coiled-coil domain containing 82
Exons: 8
Coding region: 199-1668 (489 amino acids)
Cellular component (GO): nucleus
Source: RefSeq, a predicted model, not a curated record
UCAGUGUGACGCAGGAAGACAGCGUUCUCCACACCGCUAGACGGCGCACUUUUUCCUGUUAGAUAAACAGUUCAUGAAGGAGCAGCAAAAACAAAACAAACACACCCCCUGAAAAAUCGCGGGACCAGCGGUUUUACAGUGCGAUUCUGGACGAAAUUCAGCCGAUUCGAGCUGAUCCGUCGUACCGUCGUAGAGGCGAUGAAGAGCGUAUUCAUGCGGAGGAAACGCGUAACGGCGUCUGUGUCACGUAUCGACCGCGCAAAGACGCGCAUGAACGCGAUCGAGCAGAUGCUCGAGGACAGCGACGAAGGGUCGUACUGCAGCACGACGAGCAGCGACGACUCCGGGAGUGAGUACAAGGAGUCUGACGACGCCUCAGGGAGCUCGGACGACGACUCGGAUGAUUCUCCUGCGCACAAACGAUUGGAUAAGAGAGACGACGACAGCGGCGGGACGGACGAGGAGAAGUGCGCCGUGUCACGACGACGUCGUAAGCGGUCGGCCAGCGCGAGCAUCUUGGACGACGACGACGGCUCGUGCGACUCCUCCGACAGCGAAAUCGGAACUGAACCUGUCAGGAAAGCAUCGGGGAAAAAACGACUUAGGCUUUCCGACUCCGAGGGCGAAACUGUUAAGGACGAUGAAGUGGAGGCCAAAGAAGCUGCUGCCAAGAGGAGAGUCAGGAAAAAGAAACUGAUGGAGCUGUUGAAAAAGAGAAAGUCAGGCACGCCACUGCGCAGGCGCAGAACCCUGGAAACGGAAGAGGUCAAAGUUGCAGAAAAAGAACCUGAAGGCGAAGGAGAAGCAAAAACCUCCGAAGAUGAGUCUAGCGAAGAGGAACCUGUCCGCUUGGUAGACAGCAGCGAAGAAGAAAAAGAGGCCGACACCGACAGCCUGAAAGACUUCAUUGUAGAGGAUGAAGAGCAGAAAGAGGGAAAGGAAGAGGAGGAAGGGGUUGAAACAGAUGAAAAGAGCUUCCGGUCUCACCUUCCACGCGAGUUCAUCACCGGAUCUCAGUUCACACACUUUCAGCUGGUGGUCAAAGCCUUGUUGAUCAACGCACUGGACACGUCCUUCCUCAAAUCACUCUAUGAUGGAGAGCGGACAAAGCGCUAUGCCGAAGAGAUGAAAUCGUCAUUGCGUCACUUUGACGAGCGACUUGUGCUCCCAAGGCUGGAAAAUCUAAAGCAGAGGAGCCGCUGGAAAGACCGCUACAAAGAGCGAGUUGAGUGUUAUCCCAAAGUGAGAGUUAGUACGGUGAACAUCCGCAAUAAGGGCUGCGAAGCGUGCGAGCUCCACCGAAACGGUCGCUUCUGUGUGCGUCUGUCCGGGCAGCUGUAUCACAACAACACAAUGCAGGAGGACCAGUUCAUGCCUGAUGACUCGCAGAUGUUCUUUGUCGGCUCGGUCUGUGCCAGCCGGACUGAGGUGUACCACGCGCUUAAACAUUACAAGUACCAUCUGUUUGUGCGCUGUCGCACUGCUCUCGAAGAUCAGAAAGAGGCGGAGCAACAGACACAGAAAGGAGACCAAGAUGAGCCAGUGAAGGAGACAGUAACGAAAGUGUUCAACAAGCUGAUGGAUGAAGGCUGGAUUACUGAGCAAUUUGACGAAUUUCAGGAACGCCUCAACGCUGCAGAUUUCUUCCAAGAAGAGAAGCUGGACUGAAGCGGACGAGUUGUUUUAGACAGUACAUGUGAAAAGUUUGCAUUAUUUAACAGCAAAGACAUAAUCAUUACUAAAUCAGUCUGAUCUCAAGUUUCUUUUUAUAUACACAUGGUUACUUCUUACUUUACCGAAUGCUUUUUUUAUUUUCCUUUUUAAAUCACAGACUUUCUUUUAAGCUUGUUAACUCGAGCUUGUAAUAUUUUAAAAAAAAAAUUCUUAAUGCUCAUAACUUUUUUUGUUGUUGAAAAAAUGACAAAAGAAAAAGCGAAUAAACCUAUCCUGUAAAUAUC